Messenger RNA from Panicum virgatum (switchgrass), 1869 nucleotides. RefSeq names its product B3 domain-containing protein Os11g0197600-like. The transcript is spliced from 6 exons. The record is from RefSeq and is a predicted model, not a curated record. NCBI's taxonomy places the organism in Eukaryota, Viridiplantae, Streptophyta, Magnoliopsida, Poales, Poaceae. Gene Ontology annotation, molecular function: DNA binding. Bases 150 to 1655 code for a protein of 501 amino acids.
AAAUACCGGAAGGAGGUGGCUCAGGCCUUCGCCUUUCGAGCCCAUCUCCCCUCUUUUCCUGAAAAGACCAACUCUUCUGUCCUCGCCAUAGCCAUUCCUUAAACCCAGAGCGAGCGAGAGACCAAGAGAGAGUGCUUGAGAAGCCGACCAUGGUGUCUGGGCGCAAGAAGCAGCAGGGGAGCAGCGGCGCGGCGGCCACGCCCGAGAAGAAGAGCGGCAAGGGGAAGGGGAAGGCGGCGAGGGAGGACGGCAAGGAGCGGGCCAAGGAGAAGGAGGUGACGGGAGCCAGCAAGAAGGCGGCGAAGGGCAAGGAGCCAGCGAAGGAGAAGCAGAAGGAGGCGAGGGGAGACGGCAAGAAGGGGAGGGCGAAGGCGAAGCAGCAGCAGAAGGAGGCGGCGGCGGCCAAGAGCGCCGGCCAGCAGUUCUUCAAGAUCUUCUUCUCCGACCAGUCGGGGCAGCGAUUGAAAAUCCCUGCAUCUUUCCACCAGCACCUCAAGGAGCAGCCUACUGGACUGGUUUCCCUGAAAGGUCCGAGCGGCAACACAUGGCAGGCAGUACUUACUUCGGACUCCGAAGGGUUGUUCUUUGGGCAGGGGUGGAAGGAAUUUGUUAUGGAUCACUCUGUCAAGCAAGGUCAUUUCUUGGUAUUCACAUAUGAUGGACUCUCACAAUUCUCUGUGACAGUGUUCGGUUCAUUAGGCGUCGUGGACCCACCAGCUUUGAUUGCGAAGCCUACUAAUGAUGUAGUGAUUAAGAUUGAAGAUGAUGAAGAGGUCCAGGGGGACAUGGAUGCAGGUGGCACUUCUGAUACAUCAGUUCUCCCCCCAAAAGAGGGUAAUGGAAAAACAAGAAAGAGGACUAGAGGAGUGAAUGAUCUCUCAGAAGGUGGCAAUGCAUCAAAGAGGCAUUCAAGUGUUGCAAAAAAUGCUGAGAAGAAGAGACCUGAAGCAAAAACAAGAAAGAGGACUAGAGGAGUGAAUGAUCUCUCAGAAGGUGGCAAUGCAUCAAAGAGGCAUUCAAGUGUUGCAAAAAAUGCUGAGAAGAAGAGACCUGAAGCUAUCCCUCGCACUUCUAAGGAUCGUCUUACUUCUAAGGAUGCAUCAACAAUUGACAACACUGAGAAAGGUACCCCAUUCAGAUUGUUAGACGAAUCUACGGCUUUCAACAAGACUCAGGUCAGAGAGAAGAAUAUGCCUAAGCUUGGUAAAUUCAUUGUGAGGAGGGCCAGGCAACCAGUGGUAAUAUCUCAGAGGCGUCCAGUAACUCAAGAAGAGAAGGACCUUGCUCUUAAAAGGGCUAAGGAAUUUAAAUCAGAGAAUCCUUUUGCCGUGCAAACAAUGAUGGAAUCUUAUGUCUAUGUGGGAUUUUUCAUGAACAUCACAUGCGAAUUUGUCAGAGAAUCACUUCCUCGGACAAGCAAGAAGAUGACGCUCUGGGAUCCCCUAGGGAAGCCUUGGGAAGUUAACUAUGUUUACUAUAGCGGCCGCUCGGUCGCCUCUUUCAGCGGUGGCUGGGGUAAAUUUGCUCUAGGAAACAAUCUGGAGAAGUUUGAUGUUUGUGUCUUUGAACUUUUCAAGGAGGACAACAUUAGAGUGCACAUCUACAGGGUUGUCUCCGAGAUAACCCCGCUCCUCCGUGCCAGCAGUAAAGACUAGGGUGUCAUUCGCACGUUGGAGAGUGCGAUCCCGUCGACCUGUGGCUAGAGAAUAAGAACACUGGUCACUCAUUCACAUGCUGGAAAGUGCUUCUAUGCUCCUUGAAGAGGGAGAGCUUCACAAAAAUAAGUGACAAUAAACAUAACAUAUGUUGUACCGGUUAAAUAUGUCGUUGUGAACCUAUUAUGGUAAUUUGAUGUGCCCCUGUUAAUUA